AAUUAGUCCGGUGGCCUAACGACCACUGAUACCAUCAUGUUAGUAGACUGAACAAUGUAACAGAGAGGAGAUGAAGGCCCACCUUUUAUUCACAGCUGUCUAGAUGUGCAGAUGAAGGGCAGGUGUGAUCAGUCACAAGUAGACUAGGAAAUUGGGUCUAGUGUUUCACACACAAACAUCCCAACUCAGACGAAGACAAGACACAAUGGAGAAGAGCAAGGCACUGUAGGAAACUUAAGUUUAAGAGAGCUAUUUUUUACACAUAUUUAAACACUUAUCUGGAACUAAACACAAAAGCUCUGCUGAAAGAGUUUGUGCAAGCUCAGCUACUUACACUGACAUUUGCAUGGUAAAUAAAGCAUGUCCAUGCUCAGGGAGUUGAAGGAGACAGCUGCUCAGCUCCCUGAGGAAACCUCAAGGCCAUUAAAUCCUACAAACCCAGUUCCUCGGCCAGGACGCCACAGAAGGCCCAUGACGGCUCCAAACACCCCGAAAGAGAAGAGAGCGAAGAUCAAGAAAGUGUUGAUCACUACACUGACAGUUAUGUUGAUACUGGGCAUACUGGCCAUUGCAGCAUACUUCAUUAAAAACUUGAUUGAAAGCAAAUACUUUUUUUGCACACGGUCUGUGAAAUUCAUCCCGUUAGACAAAACCUGCGAUGGGCACAUUGACUGUGCAGGAGCAGAAGAUGAAAUUACCUGCAUGACGACCUUUAAAGUAAACACUACAUUUCCAGUGCGACUCCAGUCGAAUGAUCAGGUCUUGCAAGUUUACGGUCCAGACUCAGGUUGGCGGACUGUUUGUUCUGACGACUGGACCCAAGCGCACACACAGACGGCAUGUACACAACUGGGAUACACAAUGAAGCCUACUAGCAAAAACAUCUUAGUAAGCUCCUUAACGUCACCGAUGAAAACUGGACCAUUUACAGCUGUCAGGCCAGGGACCUCAAACACACCUAUACAACAAGCCACUGCUGACCGUAGUGUAUGCCAGUCUGGAUCUGUGGUAUCUUUAUCCUGUUCAGACUGUGGAAAUGUGGGCGCUGAUGAUCGCAUCGUUGGGGGCACUGAUACAUCCAUUGACCACUGGCCAUGGCAGGUCAGCCUGCAGCGGUCUGGCCAACAUACAUGUGGAGGCUCACUGGUGUCACCGCGCUGGGUAGUCACUGCUGCCCACUGCUUCACUGGAAGUAAUAAGGAGUUGAGGCAAUGGGCAGUGGUGUCAGGCCAGACGAGCAUAAUCACACUGGGAGGCUCCUCUGUGGACAGAGUUAUAGUGAAUGCAGACUACAAUGCAGAAACAAAUGACUAUGACAUAGCACUGAUGAGACUCACUAGGCCAAUCACAGUGUCAGAUGUCAGAAGACCAGUUUGUCUGCCUCCUAAAGACUAUAGCAUUACAGCUGAAACCUACAUGACAGUGACAGGGUGGGGAUACCGACGGGAAAAUGGUGCAGUUGCUGACAUACUGCAGGAGGCCAAAAUCCCUCUGAUAGCUCAGUCAGUAUGUUCCAGCCCCACAGUCUAUGGUAGCAUCAUAACAAAUAGGAUGCUCUGUGCAGGCUUCCCAGAAGGGAAGGUUGAUGCCUGCCAGGGGGACAGUGGAGGCCCUUUGGUGCAUAUCAGUGACUCCAGUUGGAAUCUGGUAGGCGUAGUGAGCUGGGGUGUUGGCUGUGCCCGGAAGGGAAAGCCAGGUGUUUACACCAACGUGGAAGUGAUGCUCAACUGGAUCCAAACAGUCAUUGAGAAAAACCCAUGAUGUCAUCCACUGUGAUAAACAACCACCAUGAGAAUCCAGUGCGGUCUACCUCUGAUAGACUGUGAAACUGUCAAACCUGGUUUUGUUUUGGUUUUUUGAGGGGUUUUUUCCAUUUUGGUUGCCAAAAGGUGAGAGAAGGUUGCAGAGAGAGGGGAAGUUGAAGAUCUCAACAGCAAAAUGGAAACAGAAACACAGCCAUAUGCAUAAACAAAGUGUGCGCGCGUGCACACGCACACACUUCAUCAAA
Maylandia zebra (zebra mbuna) is the source of this 2008-nucleotide messenger RNA. NCBI's taxonomy places the organism in Eukaryota, Metazoa, Chordata, Actinopteri, Cichliformes, Cichlidae. The record is from RefSeq and is a predicted model, not a curated record.